CGCUCACGUGUUUGUAAGAUGUCUAUCCCUAUGCUCCGUUUCCUGUGCUCCCCCAGCUCCAUUCACAUCCUUGUCCACCCCGCGAAAACGGGUGGGCAUCGCUGGUGGUUGCAUUACCUACAAACACCCGCUGUUACUCGCCUGUUUGAUUCUAACCCAUCAGCGCGGGACUCGGCGAGAGAGAGCCCCUGGUGGCAAAAGCACUCAUUUGGCUGCCGCGCAAGCUUUUGCACCCUCGUGCGUUGUCUAGAUGCUGCCUGGGGCUCCAUUUCGAAUCAGUGAUUUGAUCUUCACACCUCUCUUCAUGCCACCCAUCGUCGGCUGCCUCCUGACCAGUGCUGUGUCUUUUUUCCUCUUUUUUUUUGCCUUCAUUUAGCCUUCAAGAAUUCUCCUCCCGACGUGCCCCCAGUUCGUCGUUGAAGUUAUCCAUCUUCUCCGCCGACCUGUGUAAAUCAGAGGAGCUUGUUCAAUCACGACCUUAAGACCUAUCGACUUCUCCACUUUCUCCUCAUAUCGAUAUCUCAUCAUUCUCUCGCAGCACCACCUUCUUCAAGCCCGUUCGUGGGCCAAACCACACACUAUCGUUUGAAAGGAUGCCGCCUAUUAACCAAGCUGCUGCUAUCGCCUCAGUUGGCAUCAUUGCUGUAUCGGUAGCCGCCGUAGCCGCAAUAGCCAUCUACGAGUCUCCCGAGGUGCGACGCCGAGUCAACGACAUCCGCCAACGUAUCGCCCUUGCCUUCCAAGGCUGGGAUGACGAGUUUGACGAUUCCCGACCCCGCAAUCCCAACACCCCCCGCUUCAAUCGUCCCGAAGAUGCACACGGAUUCUACCAGUCUCGUGCCGAUGUUGGCGUUGACGCCGAUGAGGAGACCAAGCGAAGGCAACGGGAGGAACUCAUGUACUGGAACGCCAAGCGUGCAGAGAUGAUGGGGGAAUCCGGCCGCGAACCUGCUACUACUACUACUACUACACACCGACCAACAUCCUCUACUACCCGCGGCUCGAGCUUUGACGAUUUCCUUAGUGAGGAUACGACAGCCGGGCCUGGGACAUUUGUUUACAACACGGGCACCGAUGUCAGGGGUACUGAGAAUGAUGCGCUUAGGCGCCGUGGAGCAGGCCGUUCUGCCGCCCCCGGUGUCCGUGGAUUGACUGCCGCCAUGAUUCUGGAUCCCUUCAGUGACGAGUUUGGUAUCGAGCUAGACGAACGUAUCAACAUGGUCGACGAGGAAACCCGCUUGAUGGCUCCUAGCCAAGACGAGAUGGUAUCGAAUAGGUCAGACAUUUACAACGCCACUCCGACAGGUCUUCAAUCGCCCGUUUCCCGUACCCUUUCGCCGGAGCCCAGAGUCUCAGUCACUGCUCCACCUAAUGAAGUUUUGUUUGAUUUCGAGACAAAUUCACAGUCGGCAGCCGUCACUGCGUCGGAAGACAACCACGAGCGGUCCGGAGCCCCAACCCCUACCACGGUCCGCAGCACGACCGACACCCUCGAGCGCGAUUUGGAUGUGGAUGAGUACAUGACUGCUGGGCAGGAUGAUCGUUCUACGGCUUAUGCUUCUAUCCAGGAGUGGGCACAAGGCUCCUCCGGAAACGCCGGGUUUUACUCGCCAUUGCCCGUCACCCCGACCGAGCCCAUGUCUGAAGCCGAGAUGGUCAGCGCAGGGCAGCUCACGCCUGUGGACACCAUGUCCCUAGCGGACUCUGGAGAGCACAUUGAAAACUCCGACGCGGUCUCUUCCAGGGCUCAAGAUUUUGAUGACUUGAGCGACAGCGAUGAUGGUAUCGCCACUCCUGGCAGUUGGUCUGAUGUUGGCAGUGUCAUUAGCGAGACUGAUGAAAUUGCUCAUCAGCCACAACACGCUUAAAUCUAUCCGACUUCUGUAGCGUAUCAGACGUCACAAAUCCUCUGCUAUUUGGAAAUUCACCAUUAGGAUCAUUAUCGGCAUCUGGGCUCGGCGUUACACAGGUUAUGGGUCCUAUUUAUGUAUGGUGUCUGGGCAAUUCGUUGGACCGUUAUUUGAUUUUGGGUAAUGUUUGUUGGACGACAAUUAAGUGGAGAGGGUAUUUCCAAUAAGUCCUCACGAACAUCAAGAGCCUGCAAACUUUAUAGACGUAGUACGAUAGUAUCCACAUUUUGUUGUAGCUCAACAUCACUUUGAUGGAUGCAAUACGCCGCAUUUAAGACAGCCAUAUCCAAUCAAAACACUCGUGGUUGGAAUGGCUAUGGGGUAAUCGCCGGAUGCAUCGCUAGCUUGUAAAUAUAUCGCUCUGUCCCUGCUCUCUCGCACUCGCCUGUCAGCUACUCCCCUUCGCAUC
Messenger RNA from Neurospora crassa OR74A, 2319 nucleotides. RefSeq lists its product as hypothetical. The transcript has a single exon. The coding region runs from base 594 to 1868 and encodes 424 amino acids. NCBI's taxonomy places the organism in Eukaryota, Fungi, Ascomycota, Sordariomycetes, Sordariales, Sordariaceae. The record is from RefSeq and is a predicted model, not a curated record.